GUCGUAUGAAGACGAAUACACAAAUUCAGUAAAAAUCAGCGGUUAAAUCCUGCCUUUGUCCCGUUGAACAGAUAAUCAGGGGCCAGCAGAUAAUGGAGACCAUACCAGUGAAGGUCCUCUGGCAAUGUGGUCAGUUCAGGGUGACCAGGUCAUCACCACCACCAACUCAGGGGAGGCAACCUCAGAUGUCAAGUCAGUCCACGUGGUGGUAUCUGUACAACCUGAGGAGAAGUCCCAUCGGUCAGCAGUGUAUAAGGAGAGGAGGUCCGGGAGAAUCCCAUCCAGGAAGCGGAAUGUUCCAUUCAAAUUUAGAGACUACAGGAAUCCAGACCUGGUAGAUGAGGAGAAUGAGGAGGAGGCUGAAGAGAAUUUCACACCUGAGGAAGAGUUCCGGAGUGUGUCCCUGGUCAAGCGGUCAGCCACAACCUCCACACGCAAAAGGGGAAGACCAAGAAAGCUGCCUCUCUAUGACACCCCUGUAGCACAAGAAAUAAUAACUCUAGAUCCUAAUGCAGUCAACAGUUUGGGGAUGGGGAAUGAAGACGUCAGUAUUGUGAUCAUUCAGCAAGGGUUAGAGGGAGAGGACAUCAUCCUGCAGACAGACGGGGGUCAGGUGCUGACCGGUACACUGGACACAGAUCAGACCACAAACCCACCGACAGAUGGUCAAGUGCUGACCGGUGCACUGGACACAGGUCAGACCUCAAACCCACCGACAGAUGGUCAAGUGCUGACCGGUGCACUGGAUACAGGUCAGACCACAAAUUCACCUCAAGAACAGAACACGACGGAAGAGGCAGUGAAGAGCGAGGGAUGUAUAGUGCACAAUUCUACUGAUAACAAACUCCAGCACGACGAGGAAGUGAGCAGUAGGACAGAAGAAGAGGCGGGGGAGACUGGAGGUGAAGGGAUAGGGGUAGAUGUCAACAUAAAGCAGGAAGAAAAAGAGGAAAGUUCAGAGGCGUGGGAGUGGGAGAAAGAAUCCCAAAGUGAGAAUGUUCCAGUGGAAUCGGACGUUAAAUCGAGCCAGAAACCUCGAACUGUCUACCUCAAUAAGAAACCGCGUCGGGCCGGGAAAAAAAACAAUGUAGUGAUGGUGUAUUCUUGUGGAGUUUGUGUGAAAAAGUUUUCAUCUAAAGGAAAUUUGAAAACUCACAUGAAGAUCCAUUUAGGAGAAAAGCCUUUCCACUGUAAUUUGGAGAACUGCACCAAGACAUUUAGGAGUAAUGAAGCACUCCGGAGACACAAAAUGUCACACUUAGGUAUUAAGCCUUUCCAGUGUAAUUUCUGUCAGAACAAGUUCUCCAGUAACGUGAGUCUACAAGAACACAUGUCGCGUCACACGGACAGCAAACCACACCAAUGUCACAUAUGUCAGCGUAACUUCCGGCAGAUCAGCUGUUUACGACGACAUCUUGUUACCCACUCCUCGGAUACGCCGUUUGCCUGUAAUCUCUGUGGGCGGAAAUUCUCCCAAAAUAUGUACCUCAGGUCACACAUGAAAAUGCACACAGGAGAGAGACCAUUUAAGUGUAAAUUGUGUGAUAAAGCCUUUGCUCAUCAAUCGGAUCUCAACAGACACAAAAUUGUUCAUUCAGGAGAAAAGCCAUAUGAAUGCGAGGUUUGUGGCACUCGAUUUAGCGACCCUUCCAGUAAAAGGCGGCACGAACGCGAACACGUGGGAACCAAACCGUAUGUCUGUCAACUUUGUUAUGAAUCUUUCAAACGGGCUGGACAAUUAAAGGCUCACCUGAGCAGGAAACACUUGCACCAGAAGGAUGACGUCCAGGUGAUCCGCACGAGCACAGGUGCCCUACAGUUUGUGUUCCCUAAUGCUGACCAGUCUAUUAGCCAACAGGACAUAGCAGCAUCAAUGCUGAGUGACCACCAUACUCUAGUGAAACAGAAAAAAAUUGUGAAGUUAAUCCAGGAUCUCAACACUUCCAUACAAAAUGUCCCUAUCAACCCACCACCCCACGAUUACUCUGCCACCGAGUCGACGUCUGUGCUGGAUGAAGAGAGGCAGGAAGAAAUGUCAGUCGACUCAGUGAUUAAUGAUGCAUUAAGCAAAACUCAGGGAUUGACUUCACAGGGAAGAGAACAGAAAGUACAGACUCUGCCCGUGUCUUCUUUUGAUAGUUCUCAGAUGUCCGAACCAACAGUAGUAACCAUCGCAGAGGUUCUGGACAAUGGUCACAUCCAGACGAUUAAGUCCGAGGACUGCGUUCCUGUGGAGUACCUCCAUAUUAUCGAGGAACUGGCACCCGAGUCUCUGGAACAACAAGUGGUGGAGGUCCACUACCAAGACUCAGGGCAGAGCACGGAAUCCGACCAAUCCAAGCAGGUGUUUUCUCACCAGAACAGGGAACCUGAAACUGCAACAAGCUCAGCCCCGGAUCCCGAAACUUCAACUAGCUCAGUCCAAGAUCAGUCCUCGGACUCCACCUCCAUGGAUUACGUCAAUCAUCCGGACUUCAGCAGCCAGGCGUACUAUAACUGGCUGUGUAGUUUCACCGAGCUGUGCAAGGUUAUGCCGAUGCCUCUCGAUGUAUCGCUGUUCCAGAAAAUCAGUCAGGUGCACAAACAUUUGUCUGACGUAAUGGCCACUCCCUCCGGGGUUGUAGCAGACAAGGAGAAUUUUAAAACGUUGAUGAAUAUUUCCAAAGAAUUGAAUACCAUUAUCAACGAGCAUUUAUUUUAUGUCAUGCAGAAUUUAGAUGCCAUGGAAGACAAAGAGUGAUGGUUUGUUUUGUCCGAGUCGGAAUGUUGCAUUUGAUAUUUCUGUAAACAAUCAGGAUAUUUGUGUUGCUGUACAUGGUACAGUGUAUUAUGUAUGCGAGUUGACAGUUUAUAAAUUUGUGUUCUUUUCAAAAGAGAUUUGUGUUUGUAACUGUUGAUUGUAUUUAUUAUUUAUUUUCUAUAGGUCUAUAUGCUUUAAUAUUGACUGUAUUUAUUAUUUAUGGGUCUAUACGCUGUUGACAAUUCACUAAUGUUUUUGACAGUAAUAAACCUAUGCUGUUUCA
Messenger RNA from Ostrea edulis (European flat oyster), 3023 nucleotides. RefSeq names its product zinc finger protein 79-like. The transcript is spliced from 9 exons. Gene Ontology annotation, biological process: regulation of transcription by RNA polymerase II. Gene Ontology annotation, cellular component: nucleus. The record is from RefSeq and is a predicted model, not a curated record. The coding region runs from base 125 to 2740 and encodes 871 amino acids. NCBI's taxonomy places the organism in Eukaryota, Metazoa, Mollusca, Bivalvia, Ostreida, Ostreidae. Gene Ontology annotation, molecular function: DNA-binding transcription factor activity; RNA polymerase II cis-regulatory region sequence-specific DNA binding.